Messenger RNA from Symsagittifera roscoffensis, 948 nucleotides. RefSeq names its product peptidyl-prolyl cis-trans isomerase-like. Gene Ontology annotation, cellular component: intracellular membrane-bounded organelle. NCBI's taxonomy places the organism in Eukaryota, Metazoa, Xenacoelomorpha, Acoela, Convolutidae. The transcript has 4 exons. The coding region runs from base 177 to 668 and encodes 163 amino acids. The record is from RefSeq and is a predicted model, not a curated record. Gene Ontology annotation, biological process: protein peptidyl-prolyl isomerization; protein folding. Gene Ontology annotation, molecular function: peptidyl-prolyl cis-trans isomerase activity.
AAUUGAAGAAAAGUUGAGUUGUCCGUUUGAGUCAUUUACUGUUUGCGUUUCAGAUAGCUGUUGUGCUAACUAUUUGCUCUGUCGCUCGCUCGUUACUUCUUUUCAUUGCUCGACCUAUUUAUUCUCUCUCUAUCUCUCUAACUUAACCUAUUCUUAACUGAAGAAAAUCACCCGCAAUGCCUCCCAGGUGUUUCUUUGACAUUGCCAUCGGAGGCUCGAAGGCUGGAAGAAUAGUGAUGGAUCUGAGAGCGGAUGUUGUGCCGAAGACAGCCGACAACUUCCGAGCACUGUGCACUGGCGAGAAGGGCUUCGGCUUCAAGGGAUCCGCCUUCCACCGAGUCAUCCCCGGCUUCAUGUGCCAGGGCGGAGACUUCACACGAGGAGAUGGAACUGGAGGCAAGAGCAUCUACGGGGAGAAGUUCGCAGACGAGAACUUCCAACUCACCCACACUGGAAAGGGAAUCCUGUCGAUGGCCAAUGCGGGCCCCAACACCAAUGGGUCCCAGUUCUUCCUCUGCACGGCCAAGACAGCCUGGCUGGAUGGAAAACACGUCGUGUUCGGAUCCGUCGUGGAGGGCUUGGACGUCGUGGAAAAGAUUGAAAAGGUGGGAUCUCAGAGCGGAAAGACUUCUCAGAAGGUAGUGAUUGAGGACUGCGGGCAGCUCUGAACUUCACAAACGUCCCCGAAAAGCUAACUAAUCUACUCUCUCUCCCUACCUAACUGAAGUGAACGAACCCUUGCUGUGGAAUUGAUGGAAACUAGUUGCGUGCAACUUGUCAAAUGGACGGUGUGCUUGACCUUUGAGUGUCCUUAGUCAUAUGUACUUUGACUUGACUGUUUCUACCACUGAGCUGCUUCUAUUUUAAGUUAAUUUGUAAAGCAUGUGUUGAAUGAAUUUAGUGUGACUGCUGACUUUUUUGGUAUGUGAAAUUCACUUUGUCCCUCGA